This is a messenger RNA of Juglans regia (Persian walnut), 776 nucleotides long. Its product is annotated as very-long-chain (3R)-3-hydroxyacyl-CoA dehydratase PASTICCINO 2A-like. Lineage: Eukaryota; Viridiplantae; Streptophyta; Magnoliopsida; Fagales; Juglandaceae. The transcript has 9 exons. The record is from RefSeq and is a predicted model, not a curated record. Gene Ontology annotation, biological process: very long-chain fatty acid biosynthetic process; fatty acid elongation; sphingolipid biosynthetic process. Gene Ontology annotation, cellular component: endoplasmic reticulum membrane. Gene Ontology annotation, molecular function: 3-hydroxyacyl-CoA dehydratase activity. Bases 31 to 696 code for a protein of 221 amino acids.
GAGUAACUCCAUCGAGCUCCUGUUUCUUCAAUGGCUGGGUUUCUGUCGCUCCUCCGUCGCGUAUACCUUACUCUCUACAACUGGACCGUCUUCUUCGGAUGGCUUCAAGUGUUUUACCUUGCUGUGAAGACGGUCAGGGAGUCCGGCCAUGAACAGGUUUACAACGCUGUUGAACGCCCGCUUCAGUUCGCUCAAACCGCUGCUCUCUUGGAGAUAAUUCAUGGUCUAGUGGGUCUGGUUAGAUCUCCGAUCUCAGCAACACUGCCACAGAUAAGUUCGAGGUUGUAUUUGACAUGGGGCAUCUUGUGGAGUUUCCCUCAGACACAGGGUCACGUACUUGUGACCUCCCUGGUGAUCAGCUGGUCCAUCACAGAGAUUAUCCGGUAUUCUUUCUUUGGGAUGAAAGAGUUGCUUGGUUUUGCACCUUCAUGGCUCUUGUGGCUCAGGUAUAGCACCUUUUUGUUGUUGUAUCCAACUGGCAUCACCAGUGAAGUUGGUCUGAUAUAUGUUGCCCUGCCGUACAUUAAGGCAUCUGAAAAGUAUUGUAUAAGGAUGCCAAACAAAUGGAACUUCUCUUUCGAUUACUUCUAUAUGGCAAUCGUGGUCCUUGCAACCUAUGUCCCAGGCAGUCCUCACAUGUACAGCUAUAUGCUUGGGCAGAGGAAGAAGGCUCUCUCCAAAUCCAAGAAAGAGUAGAAUGGCAGCAAUGUUCUUUAAUUUUAUUCUCAAUGUAUUUCUGAACUCUUUGGGUGGCAAAUAUAAUUCUAUUGUUAAAA